CGAUGACCGAGCACAAUGAGCGCCUUCUUUUGGAGAUGGAGAUGAACCCCGCGCUCCUCCAGGGCUCUCACCGCGAGCAGUGGGAAGCGAUCUCCGACCUCGACUCCUUCUUCAAGCGGGUGUACAAUUACUUUGACGAGCGCGGCCUCCGGUGCAUCCUAGCAGGCCGGCUGAUCAGCCUGGGGAUGCUCGCCUUCACCAUCGCCCUGUCCGCCUACCUGGCGGAGGCCGUCAACUGGGACGGGCUCGUCAACGAGUGCGUCGACGAGAGCACGUGCGCCGGCGUCAAGCUGCUGCGGGAUGACUCCUUCCGCUCGCCCUCGCCCUUCCUCGUGCUGUUCCUGCUCGUCUUCUCGGUGUACUGGCUGUCCGUCCUCGUCUUCUACCGCAUCUCGCCCGACGCGCUCUUCGGCGAGGCUGCGGCGCCGCGCCAGGGAUUCAACCUGCUGUGGUGGCUCGCCGUCUCCUCCACCAUCCUCGCCAUCUCGCGCGCUUUCUCCGACCCUCCCAACGCGCCCCUCCACCCCGAGGCCUUGCUGCAGUCCGUCGCGCGUCACACGCACUAUCGGCCUGCGAGGUGGCGGGGCAAGGGGCACACGCGAGCCGUCUACGACGAGUUUGUCUGCCUGUACCAGUACCGCGUCUGGCUGCUGCUCCAGGAGAUCCUCGGCUGCCUCACCGCGCCGCUCGUCCUCUGCCUCGCCCUCCCCGCGCGCGCGGAGGAGCUGCUCGAGUUUGUGCGCGCCUUCACCGUCCAUGUCGACGGCGUGGGACACGUCUGCGGAUUCGCGCUGUUUGACUUCGAGCGGCACGGCGACACGCGCUACGGCGCCCCCGUCGCGGGCGCGCCCGCGCACCGCUCGCGCGACGGCAAGAUGGGAGGGGCCGUACCUGGACUUGAACCAAGUAGCAGCCCCUCACUGGCCAUCACUCAUUCCUCCUCAGGCAAGAUGGAGAAGUCCUACCUCAACUUCAAGCUUCACCACCCGUCGUGGCGGCGCGGCGAUGGCGAGGCGAGGCUCCCGCGAUGCGGGUUCGCCCUCGGCGCGUCGUUUCCGGGCGUGCCAGCUGGCGCCGUCUCGAGCGAGCUGCAGUCGGAGCAGCUGACGUCAGACAUGAUGGGCCUACUCGACCAGCAUUUCGUCGCCCACUCGUGCGGCGGCGGUGCGCGCGGUGGCGGCGGCGGUGCGCCGGCGCCGUUCCGCGCAGAGGAGCAGCCGCUGCAGCCGCCGCCUCCGGCUCAGGAGCUCGAGCUGAGCAGCAGCCACAACGUGAGAGGCGGCGCCGCCGGCGCCGAGGCGGGCCUUCCCGUGGCGGCGCCCUCGGAGCAGACCUCUCCGUCGAGCUCCUCGCCCGACUUGGCGUCGCAAGCGGACCACCAGGUCUGACAAAUGGCUGCCGCACUCCGGUCCGUGGACGCUGCAAAACGCCGUGCGGGCUCUGUUUGGAGCUUGCCCGGCGCGGGGACCCCCUCGUCCACAGUCUCUUCCACAUUCUCUUCCACAUUCUUCCGCUCGAGGGGAGGGGGCUGCAUCCUCGCGGUCGUAUCGUCGCGCAGGCAUCGCCACACCUCUACAAUCCCCCCCCCCCCACACACACACACACCCGUAAGCCCCUGCGCGCUCUGUAUAUGCCCCAGCCGCUUCGCCCGCCACACGGGCGCGAGGUUUUGCCCCGGUGCCACUGUCCGGGCGUCUCUUUUGCAAGUUUUAGCUCUGGUCGAGAAAG
This is a messenger RNA of Emiliania huxleyi CCMP1516, 1728 nucleotides long. RefSeq lists its product as hypothetical. Gene Ontology annotation, biological process: autophagy of mitochondrion; protein localization to phagophore assembly site. The transcript is spliced from 8 exons. Gene Ontology annotation, cellular component: phagophore assembly site; autophagosome. The record is from RefSeq and is a predicted model, not a curated record. NCBI's taxonomy places the organism in Eukaryota, Haptophyta, Isochrysidales, Noelaerhabdaceae. The annotation marks the transcript as partial.